Adineta steineri is the source of this 846-nucleotide messenger RNA. NCBI's taxonomy places the organism in Eukaryota, Metazoa, Rotifera, Eurotatoria, Adinetida, Adinetidae. The record is from the annotation of a GenBank genome assembly.
AUGGAAACACUUAAUCAUUAUAAUGAAUUAUGGAAAGAAACCAAAGAAAAUUAUAGUGAUCCACGUACGUCCGAUUUAUUUAUGAUGAGUUCUCCACUGCCAACAGCUUUAAUCUGCUUGGGAUAUUUCGUAUUUGUUGCCAUGGGACCAACAUUGAUGGCUAACCGUCCUGCUUUUAACAUUCGUCAAAUAUUAAUUGUUUAUAAUUUUGCGAUGGUUGCUCUAUCAGGUUAUCUUUUCUAUGAGUUUCUUGCUGCUGGUUGGCUAAAUGGUUAUUCAUUAGGUUGUCAACCUGUUGAUUAUUCUCGAUCACCAGAUGCUAUGAGAAUGGUUCGAGUAUGUUAUUUAUUUUAUCUAUCAAAAUUUAUCGAGUUAUUGGAUACCGUAUUUUUUAUAAUGAAAAAAAAUUUUCGUCAAGUUUCCGUCUUACAUGUUAUACAUCAUGGUAUUAUGCCGAUAAGUUGGUGGUUUGGUAUUCGUUUUGUUGCCGGUGGUUUUGGAACUUUCCAUUCAUGUAUUAAUUCAUUCAUACAUUUUCUUAUGUAUUUAUAUUAUGGACUUGCUGCCCUCGGUCCAUCUUAUCAAAAAUAUUUAUUUUGGAAAAAAUCAAUGACAUGGAUGCAAAUGAUUCAAUUUAUACUGGUAAUGAUUCAUGCAUCACAAUUAUUUUAUAUAGAAUGUAAUUAUCCAGUUUUAUUCGCUUAUUGGAUAUUUGCAUAUGCCAUUAUGUUUUUACUCUUUUUCGCCAAUUUUUACGUCCAAUCAUAUUCGAAAACUUCCUCAUCGACAAUCUCAAAACCUAAACAAGCCAAGUCUGAUAGGAAUAGUCACAAAAAAGAUGAAUAA